Cherax quadricarinatus is the source of this 6284-nucleotide messenger RNA. The record is from RefSeq and is a predicted model, not a curated record. NCBI's taxonomy places the organism in Eukaryota, Metazoa, Arthropoda, Malacostraca, Decapoda, Parastacidae.
ACAUUUAGCGUGUUAAGCAGCAGUCUGGGUGGCAACAUCAGUGUCAACAAUGGCUGACAGCUGAUUCAUUCACGUCGUCCUCCACCUCCUUCAUUUAUCAGGUUUAAAGUGGUAAUUGACAAUGUCGGAGAAGUCGCUGAGGAACGGACACCGAGUUGAAGUCGUUGGUAAAGCUGCCCUGGGCACAGUUGCCUUCGUGGGUAGUACCCACUUCUCUCAGGGCAAGUGGAUCGGCGUCAUCCUGGAUGAGAAGAAAGGCAAGAACAAUGGGUCGGUGCAAGGCAAGUCUUACUUCCAGUGCGAAGACGGCUACGGCAUCUUCGUGCGCCAGAGUCAGUUGAUCUUACUGGAGGCGGAAGACGAUGCUAUGGCAGCGGACGAGGAUGGAUCGUCGGCCACGACGACCACCUCAUCCGCUGCGACCACCCCGGCCAAUGACAAGCCCAAGUCCAGGUUACCUAUGUAUGGCAAAUUGUCGCAGGCGAGGACGUACGGUUCAGCGUCAUAUAGCACCCCAGCCUACUCCGACCUCCCCAGGACUCCCUCCCUCUCCAGUGUCUCCUCCUCCCCACUCUCCUCUCUCUCCAAGACUCCCUCUCAAACCUCUCUCAAGUCCUCCAAGUCCGACAUUAGUAAGCUUGGCAAGUCGAAGUCAGACUUGACCAAGUCGGAGUCACUAGGUAGCGUGUUUAAAGCCUCGCCCAAGAUUGACCUCUCGAAAGUGUUGUCCAAGAUAGACUGCGGCGACAAGUCCCUGUUAAAGAGGCCGUCCUCGGCCGCCUCCUUCGACCCAACAGAUGAUGCCAGUCCCCGGAGCCCCUCGGUCAAGAGCAACCCAUUCCGUAAGCCUAUAGCACCCACCCCCCUGAAGUCCACCAACUCCCGUAGGAGUGAUUCGCAGGCCAAGUUGCCUAUAGGGAGCGCUGGUAAGGGCGGCGGUGGGUCGUCGCAGUACAGUCGCGAUGACCGCACCCCAAGUAAGGAGUCGUCCCCUCGUAAUGACUCUAAGAAACCAUCAGCCUUUGUUGAAUGUUCGGCAAUGAGGAGGGUGGUAUUGUUGCAGGGCCGGCCAGGCGCUCGUUCUGGCCGUGGGUCGAGCGGAGUUGGCACAAAGGGCGGGCCAGUGGACCGCCCGGGGUCACAGCUCGUCCCCUGCACCCCCGCCUCGGCUACCGGGCCGGGGGACGGCAGUGACGCGCCGUUCAGGGGGCCACCGGUCCAAGGCUGUGACUUUGCCUGUCAGACCGAACAAGACUCCUCUACUAAAUCUGUACUAGAGGCUAUGACUGUGACGGCUGCAGAAGGGUCUACCCCAGAAGAGGACUCCUCUACUACAUCUGUACUAGGGGCUAUGACUGUGAUGGCUGCAGAAGGGUCUACCCCAGAAGAGGACUCUUCUACUACAUCUGUACUAGGGGCUAUGGCUUUGGUGGCUGUGGAGGAGUCUUUAUCCGAAUCCAGAUUUUCACAAUGGCUGGGGGCUGGGUCUGGGUCACACAUGCUUGUCACAGAUGCUUCAGGUCACAGGUGUCUCAGGUCACAGGUGUGCUUCAGGUCACAGGUGCUUCAGCCACAGGUGUGCUUCAGGUCACAGGUGUGCUUCAGGUUACAGGUGCUUCAGUCAUGGAGGCUUCAGCACCACCACCACCACUACCACCACUACUACCACUACCUCCACCUCCAGAACCAGCUACAGCGUGAGGUACAGAAAGCCAAGAUCGAGGCGAGGGAGGCCAUUGAUGCCAGGGACCGCCACAUGGAGGACACCCAGGAGCUGACAGAGACCAUGGAGAUGCUCACCCUUGACAAGGAGAUGGCCGAGGAGAAGGCCGAGACCCUGCAGCUCGAGCUCGAUCAGGCCAGGGAGAGGGUCGAGGAACUCACACUGGACUUAGAGAUCUUACAAGCAGAGAUGAGUGGUGGUGGCGGCGGCGGUGCUGCCAGUGAUGGUGGUGUGUCGUCGUUACAAGUGAAACAACUAGAACAACAGAACAUCCGUCUUCGUGACACACUGGUCAAGUUAACAUCAACUGUCAUCAACCUACAGGUUGAUGCAGCCCUGGGAGCAGAAGAGAUGGUGGAAACAUUGACAGACCGCAACCUGAACCUGGAGGAGAAAGUUGCAGAGUUGCUUGAGACCGUCAGCGACCUGGAGGCCAUCAACGACAUGAACGACCAGCUCCAGGAGAAUGCCCGGGAGCUAGAGCUUGAGCUUAGGGAAGAGCUCGAUAUGGCUAACAGCAAGAUCAGAGAGAUUCUUCGAGAACGAGAGGCGGCCAAUGAAGUGAUUGUUGACCAGGAUGCCACUAUUAAGAAGUUCCGAGAACUGGUGCAGAAGCAACAAGAACAGAACCUGGACCUGCGUCACUCGCUAGAGAAGGAAACGAACAAACCUAUUGGCACUCCCUCGGAGAUUAUUGACUUUAAGAGAAUGCAUAUACAGACGAAGGCUCACAGCAAGGCUAUAAAAAGGGAACUGGGGAAAAUUUGGGAGUGGCUCAAGCCAACCAAAAUGUUCUACCUGACUCAGUACAUCGAUAACUUCAUGUCUGGGGGAGGUGACCACGAUGCAGUGUUGGUGUUGCUGCUGGUUGCAAGGUUGAUCUGGAAGGCGGACAUAGUGGUGGGUGGUGUAAGAGACAAGUAUCCAGCGCCAGCAGUCAUAGAUCGCAAUGCAAUACUCAAGUCCCACUCCGUUGAGCAGUACGCGUUCUCUUCUAGACUACUACAACUCCUCUACACCUUGCAGACAAUGUUGCAUCAGUUUCAACAUGUGUUGAACACUUGCAAUGUUGAUGUGUUGUUGAAGCUUGGAACACUAUACCCGGAGCUGGCAUCACACGAACGCAACAUUGAUUUCUGUGUUGAUCUGCUCAGGAAGGACCAGCUGGACGAGAACUCUCCAGUGGAUGGACUUGAGAAGACAGUGACGUACUUCACUUCCCUGUACCCAGCUCCUGCAUCACAGAAGUUGAACCAUACCCUCUACCUCAGUGAUGUAGCCCUACUGUCCUCUGCUACUGAUGCUACUUCCACCUACAGUGACACUGUGACUGUCUUAAUGCAUCCACAACACGAGUCGUGCGAUGUCGCUAUGCUCUGCCGGGAUGUGAGUGAUGCCUGCAAGGAGAUGAAGGGUGCCGUGCGACGCGUGCGACGCCGCAUGCCGCAGGACGGCUCUGUGGGACCACUCAACUUACCCCAGGAAGUGCAAGAAGCUUUGACAGCGGCACUCUGCAACAUGAACAAUGCUGCAAGAGCCCUCAGACAUGUUAUGAAGGCUUUGCAACAAACUGCCCUACUGUCAGACUGUGACAAUGGUGUGAGCGGUGACAAGGCGAAGGAGCUGGUACACCAAGCCACUGACCUGAUCUACGGCGGUGAGGACCUGGGUCCUGAGUCUAUCAGACUCUCGGUACGGACUCAGGCUGAGAUAUGCCGCAUCGCUGCCGUCCUGGAGAAGGGAGAUCGAUUUGAUGGUUACUCUGGGGAGAGGAGUAUUGCACCAGUGAGCCUGCGAGCGCAGGCCAUCAAGAAUGAGAUGAAGGACACGGAAAUGAUCAAGUACAAGAUAGUGAACAAGGAACAAGACAUCAAGGACCUCAAGCUGACCCUUAAGCAGAAGAACGAGGAACUGAGCGAAAUGACAGUCAGGAGGGACCUGGCCGAGAAGAAACUCUCGACUGCCACCCGGGAUGCUGAUAUUACCAUAGAGAAACUCCAGCGCAAGCUAGAUGACACCUUGAUGAUGUUACGACGCAAGGAGAAGGAAUACGACGAGACAAUGGACCACCUACAGAGCGACAUAGAGAGUCUGGAGUCUGAGAAGGGUGAACUAAGAGAGAAACUGAAGGCACUUAACAAGAAGACUUUGUAUGAGGCACUCUCUAAGACCUCCUCCUUGACAGGCGGUGUGUCACCUUCAUCUCCCACGACGCCAUCGGGUGGUGGUGGGUCGACGCCGGCAGCUGGUGGUGGAGGCGGCGGCAUGGUGAGAGAUUCACCACUGCUGCUGCACCAAAUCGCCAACUUGAAGGCAGCGCUCAACCACACCCUCGCUGCCAAGCACUACGACACUGGCAGGGAACUGCAACGCCAGAUGUCUGCUCUUAAACCCCUGACGGUUCACAAGCUGGGCAUACUUGGCAAAGAGAACCGAAGUUUGGCGGAGGAAGAUUCAGCAACAAUGUCACUGGUUGACCGUCUGCGGCGGCGGGCAGCCAAGCUGCAGAAGGAAGCGAACGAAUUGAUGGUUGGGGUGGAGGUGGUUGAUUUAAGCAAGCGGAAGGCAGGCACUCCGCUGCCCACCGGCUCCGACUCUCCAAUGUUUCACAUCGUCAAUCAUCGCAACAAACUCGACUCUCUCAACAAGGAAAUCGCUAAACUACAGGAUGAGAUGACGCGACUACUGGCCGCCCGGCGCCCAGCUGGCAGUGUCUCCACCGCCUUCACUACCUUCCCUUCACCUCAGUUCACAAAGGCGAUGACGGAACAAAAGUUGGUACAGUUUGGGCGGAUCUCGGUCCCGGCAUCGCUGGCUGGACCGACAGAUGCCGGCAAUACCAUAACUCUGGCGCUACAACCGGAGCAAAUCAAAAACCUCCACAACCUCCUGCUGAAGUAGGCGGUGGUGGACUCAUGAUCGGAAGCUCUGCAACGCCUGGUUGAGUGGCGGACUUGUCUGACACAAGUUCCAAGUUCCUAUGCGACCUGGUGACGGGUCGUUGUACUUGUCUAAUAGAAAGUUCCAAGACCCUAUAUGACAUACAGUAGGAGUGAUUAACUUGUCUAACACAAGCUCAACAUCCCUACACGACAUGUAAUAGUGUUGUACUUGUCCAACAUAAGUUCUAGGAUCCUACACCUGCUGAAAUAAUGGAGUCGAACUUGCCUGAACCAAGUUCACUCAUUUCAGAACUUGUUGCUUCCAUCAGUCCUCGGUACACUCGCUACAAGUGUACUUGUAAUAGAUAUUUAUUAUAAGUGUAAAUACAAUCGUAACUUAUUUUGCUUACUUGAAAAGGAGGGAAUUAAUAGCACUGUGCUUACCAUUGUAUAGUGAUGGGAAAUUCAUUUUCUAAAAGUUUGCUUAAUUUUUAAAAUAAAUGAGCAAUGUAAUAGUGAAUAUUUUAUGGUGGUUUUAAGUUAUUGAUGAUAGUAAUAUUAAGUAAGCUGAUAAGCUGACUGGUGCUUUAAUCAGACCUUAGUGAUGAUGAAUCAUGUGUUGGUCGUCAACAGUGAAUCAUGUUACCUUGGUCAUCAGAGAUGAAUCAUGUUACCUUGGCCGUCAAUGAUGAAUCUCGUUGCUUGGGUUACAAGUGGGGUUAUUUUUAAGGAUUGUUUAAGAGCUUGUAUACCAAAUAAUUACCACUGUAAUAUUUAUAAUUAUUAUUGUAUCAGCUUUGCAACACACGAUAGCAAAACAUCAGAGAUGAUGGAUCAUCCGCCACCGGAUGAUCGCAUUAUGCUCCCUUUGCACAUUCCUCUUAAUUAUGUCUCAUUUUUAGUCAUAAUGGAAAACCGAUGAUAAAUCAACAGAAAGGUGAACAGGAGGUUUGAACCAUGGUCCUAAGCUUAGCGGGUUCAGGAUCAUAAUUCGAACCUCCCAUCCACCCUUCUCUUAAUUAGUUAAGUCUUGAGUUCCUGGAUACAAGGACACACUGGAUGGUGUUGAGCUGCAUAAAUAGCUGCUUGACGGAGAAUUAAUGAUCUGGAGUGUGAUUGAUGCAUCUAAGUUAUAUGUUAACGUUUGGUUUUAUUUUAUUGUUUUUUUAAACUGCUUCUACUGUUAACUUAUGUAGGUACUUGUGUUGUAUGUGUUCAUUUAUACCAGCAUUGUAGUGAAUCAUACCAGCCUUGUAGUGGCUCAUACCAGCCUUGUACUGAAUUAUACAGCCUGGUACCGGAGUUGUCUUGAACAUGUUCAGUCAUUGAAGUAAAUGGUAUAAAAUACCGACAAUGAAAAAAUGAACACAUAAGCAGUAUGUGAUCCUUUAUUGACAACAUUACACCCACACAGUGGACUUUAUCAAGUCACAAACAGAUCUGUUUGUGACUUGAUUAACCCACUGUGUGGGCAUAACGUUGUCAAUAAAGAAUCACAUUGUACUGCUUAUGUGUUUGUUUUUCCAUGUUCAAUCAUACCAGCCUGGUACUGGAGUUGAACAUGCUUUAUUGGGUCAUACCAGCCUGGUACUGAACAUGUUUCACUGGGUCAUACCAGGUUCUCUGCUGGUCUCUCUAACAGACAUAAUUGACUGCUAAAAUAAAUUCCUUAAAAUAUU